Molecule: messenger RNA, 910 nt
Organism: Emericellopsis atlantica
Lineage: Eukaryota; Fungi; Ascomycota; Sordariomycetes; Hypocreales; Bionectriaceae
Product: Molybdopterin biosynthesis MoaE
Exons: 3
Coding region: 248-742 (164 amino acids)
Biological process (GO): Mo-molybdopterin cofactor biosynthetic process
Cellular component (GO): cytosol
Molecular function (GO): molybdopterin synthase activity
Source: RefSeq, a predicted model, not a curated record
UGCAAGGUGAAGAUGGAGGGAUCGUAUCGUCGCAAGUGUCUGUCGAGAGUUAAAGUUCAGGUGCUCUGGGAGCUGAACAAUUACAUUGACUCGUAUUCCUCCAGCUCAAGCUCGACCACUGUUUUAUUUAGUACUUGCCUCUGAGUGAAGUUCAUAGGCCUGGCCCAGACUGUCAGCUCCUCAAAGACGGCUCAUCCCCGCGUCCGCAAACCGCCCAAGCCUUAGGCCUCACCCAUAGUAUACGAGCAUGGCCGACUCGCAAGAACAAGAACAACAAUGGGAGUUGUCAGAAGAGGGCUGUCAUGUCUCAUUGACGCAUGACAACCUAAACGUCAAUACAAUCAUGGACCGCGUCCGCAGCCCCUCGGCAGGCGCCAUAGUUCUAUUCGCAGGCACCACGCGCGACAACUUUGCCGGUAAACCUGUGCACUCGUUGACCUAUACAUCCUAUCACCCCCUCGCCCUACGCACGCUCCUCUCCAUCGCCACAUCCAUCAAAGCCACCCACGGCCUCACCGGCAUCGCCAUCACCCACCGUCUUGGGCCCGUGCCCAUAGGCGAGGAGUCUAUACUCAUCGCCGUGUCCAGUCCUCAUAGACAGGCUGCCUGGCGUGCGGGCGAGCAGGCCCUCGAGGAGUGUAAGGAUAGGGUCGAGAUCUGGAAGCGGGAGGAGUUCACUGGCGAAGAGGGCGUGUGGCGGGCUAACCGCGAUGGCAAGAUGGGUGUCAAGGUGACAGAAUGAAGGUAAAGAACAAGUGGAGGAAAGAAUUCAAUGUUUCACUAAUCUCAUACUCGCUGCAUAUGCUCCAGUGUGGACAGUCGGUCGACACCCAGUCCUUGCCAUUCAUCAUCACAUCAUUCCCAGUCAGUCCUGCGCACACCCAUCGCAGCACUUCUCGCAGCCUAUCCC